Drosophila willistoni is the source of this 2206-nucleotide messenger RNA. RefSeq names its product protein odd-skipped (gene odd). NCBI's taxonomy places the organism in Eukaryota, Metazoa, Arthropoda, Insecta, Diptera, Drosophilidae. Gene Ontology annotation, biological process: embryonic pattern specification; embryonic hindgut morphogenesis; regulation of transcription by RNA polymerase II. The record is from RefSeq and is a predicted model, not a curated record. The coding region runs from base 463 to 1713 and encodes 416 amino acids. The transcript is spliced from 2 exons. Gene Ontology annotation, molecular function: RNA polymerase II transcription regulatory region sequence-specific DNA binding; DNA-binding transcription factor activity, RNA polymerase II-specific. Gene Ontology annotation, cellular component: nucleus.
UCUGGCUCUGGGUCUCUGUGUGGCUGCUGCUUCUCUUCAAAACCGGUCGGCAAGUCGUCAGUUGCAUUCAGUUAUUAACGAGCGCUACUCACAGCUACAGCAACAGCAGCAGCCAGCAGCCAGAAGUCACUUCACUCAACGCACACACGAACACACACACAUACAGUGUAAGAGAGAUAGCGAAAGAGAGUGGGAGUGAGAGUGAGAUAGCAAGUUGAGUAUCAACUCGUCUACCGAUUUUCACUAGUUUGAGUCGGAGAGAGUUCAACCUCAAGCCAAUUCAGUUCAUGUCGAGACGUUGAAGUAGAAAGAACGUCGUUUGAGUUGCUCUGUAAAAAAAAAAGGGAAACAAAUUCAAACGACAACGUGAAAGAAAAAGUGACGUAAAAAUAUAUAUACCAAAAAUAUAGUGAAAAGUGCAUUUUGACGAGAAAAUUUGUAAGCAAACACAACUAAGGAAUAAUGUCUUCCACAUCGGCCUCACCCAUCAGCAACAUAACAGUGGAUGACGAACUUAAUUUGAGCAGAGAACAAGAUUUUGCCGAAGACGAUUUCAUUGUGAUUAAAGAAGAACGCGAGGGCAGCUUAUCGCCAAUGUUAACACCGCCGCAUACACCCACAGAGGAGCCGCCUCAAAGGCGUUUGCCUGUCGAGGUAGAAUCAAAUGGUUAUCCCAUGCGACACAUGCACUACCAGCAGCAGCAACAACAGCAGCAACAGCAACAACAACAGCAGCAACAUCGCCUCUGGCUUCAAAUGCAUCCACAACAUGCAGCCAAUCCCCAGCAUUAUCCAGUCUAUGCAGCCAGUCAAGCCAAUCAAGCGGAUCAUGUGGCCAUGCAACAGCAUAUAAUGAAUCAAUGGAUACGCAAUGCAGCCCUCUAUCAUCAGCAACAGCAACAGCAGCAGCAGCAACAUCCCGGUCAUCAUAUGCCCCAUCAUAUGCCUCAUCAUCAUGCGCAUCAUCCUCAUCAUCAUCAUCAUUCGGGACGUCCUUAUGCCGGUCCUACUGGACUGCAUAGUCUGCAUGUUGCCGCCAUGGCUGCCGGUCGCCACUUUGCCUCGCUGCCCCGCGGCGGAGCUGGUGGUGCAGCCGGUGGAGGAGCAAGUGGUGCAACGGGAAGCGGCAGCUCUCGCCCAAAGAAGCAAUUCAUUUGCAAAUAUUGCAAUCGCCAGUUUACCAAAUCCUACAAUCUACUCAUCCACGAGAGAACCCACACCGACGAGCGCCCCUAUUCCUGUGACAUUUGCGGCAAGGCCUUCAGGAGGCAAGAUCAUUUGCGGGAUCACCGUUACAUUCACUCCAAGGAUAAGCCCUUCAAGUGCAGCGAUUGCGGCAAAGGCUUCUGCCAGUCGCGCACUUUGGCCGUCCAUAAGGUCACCCAUUUGGAGGAGGGACCACACAAGUGUCCCAUUUGCCAGCGUAGUUUCAAUCAGCGAGCCAACCUCAAGAGUCAUCUGCAGAGCCACAGCGAGCAGGCCAGCUCCAAGGAGAACCAGGCGAAUCAUCAUACCUCAGCGGCAACGGGAACUCAACCCUUGACAUCGAAUCAAGGGGAACAGUUGCAAAUGCCGCAUUCUCAUCCUCAUCAUCAGCCAGUUCUAGAUCUUUCCUCCUCCUCCGCCGCCACAUCUGUCUCUGCCUCAUCUACGCCUGCAACCGAGAAACCCAAACGUCAGGGUUUCACCAUAGAUGAGAUCAUGAGCAGAUAAAGCAAUCCAGAUGUAGACAUAACAACUUCUUGGUUUAUGUUUUCGUUCGGAACUAAAGUUCUAGAACUUGUCUGGAUACCGCCGCCAGGCAUGGGUAAUGCCUGGCCAGGAUUUGACGCUCUCAAGCUUGUCCAGGUCCAGCUCCAGCUCCGGCUGUCCAGCUCUCGCUCUGCGCACCCAGUGAUGAAGUCAUUAGAAGCUAGUGCUAAACAAAAGGUCGUCGUCCAAUUUAAGUGUCGUCGCCCUUUGUCGCAAAAUGCCAAAGCAACAAAGUAUUGCAACAAAUUGAAACCAAUCAACAACUAAUUGAACAUGUAUCAAAUGUAACUGUAACCAUAUAUAGUUUAAUUAUAUAUAUAUUAUAUAGCUUAUGUUGUACCUUAUAGCCUUAAAUAGUUCACUUUGUUUUCUGUAAUAAUAGUUAAAAAACGAAAUACCACAAACCUCAACCGAAACAUAUUAAACAACCCUCGCUCUUGGUUAUUACAUCAAA